Schistosoma guineensis is the source of this 3318-nucleotide messenger RNA. The record is from the annotation of a GenBank genome assembly. NCBI's taxonomy places the organism in Eukaryota, Metazoa, Platyhelminthes, Trematoda, Strigeidida, Schistosomatidae.
AUGAUUGUUUCGGAACUAAAUUGUCCUUCUUUGAUCACAUUAAAGGAUACAUAUGCGUUACCUUGCGGUUGCUUUCGUUAUGUAAUCAUGAACUGUAAUACACAAAACCAAUCAUCAGAUGAAUCAGACAAACUUCAUAAAACGAGAGAAAAGGAGAAUAGACAAACAGCUAUUUGUGCUAACUUUGACAAAUCAAUCGUUCUAUGGAGUCCAGGCGAUAUUGGCAGUAUGGUAUUACAUGAGGGUUUCAAUCUACAUAGAAUGCCAAAAAACUAUCUUACAAGGAAAUCCUACAUCGAAAAACUAAUCUACCAUGCUACAAUGUCAGAUUCAAUCAAAUCUCCAUUUGCUGGAUUCAAAGUAGCCAAUGAAUAUUUAAAUGAACUGGAUCAUAUUGAUGUAAUCAGUGGAAUCAAAACAUUCAAAUCGUUUAUUCGAUCUUUUUUCAAAAAUAAUAGUCGUACAUCAACUAUGAUUCAUAAAAUAGGAAGAACAUGGCUUCUGAAUGAAUUCGAUAUUGAUUCAUUCUUGUUAUCCGGAGGUGAAUGUCACGAAUGGUUAUGGCUUCGUGAAUUUCUAAAAAAGGAAGAUUAUCGUUUGUGUUCUCAUUCAUUGUCGCGUAAUGUGUUGAUUUCAAAUGAUCUUGAAUCGAAAUUUCUAUAUCAUACGGUUUUUCAGUCCCCUGAACUUGGCUUGAAAAAAAUACAAAUGUUACAACCAAAAAGUUUACCUUCAUCAAGUGGUAAUGAUCAUGCUGGAAAUGAAAUCACUAAGGAAGUAGCUUGCACUCGUUUGGAUCCGAGUUCUGUUGGGGUUGAACAUUUAUCCAUGGUAGAUGUCGCAUUGUCAUCAUCGUUGGAUGAUACAGUUACAACCAACAAUGCAGAACAAAAUAAUGAAAGUAGACAGUUUCGAUCAUCAUGGGUUAUAAAUCCAGAUCAAUAUCUUCAUACUGCUGAAUGGCAAUUGAAAGAUCUCAGUUUCAUUGUGGGCUCUGAUAUGCCUAUAUUCGGCACACCGAAACAUCCUUGCAUUAGUCUAAAGUUAAGUCCAUUACAUGAGUCGAUUAAUGUUUUAACUGGAAUUGAUGUAUGGCUUGAAAAUAUUAUCAAUGAAGUCCCCGAAGUGGCUAUGUGUUAUCAUCAUGAAGGUAUCGUGAUGCAAGAAUAUGAAAUUUACAAAACAUGUGAAAUUCCACCGAUUAUUGGAUUUGAAACAGAGCAAAUUAAUCAAAUUAUACGUAAUUUAGUUAUGUUUUUAAAACGGAAUGCAACACAAGAAGGUCAUACAUAUUGGCUUGUAAAAGAACCUGGGUUAGGUGUUGUUAAACUAUAUGAUCUAACAACUUUAGGUUAUAAAGAAUUUCUAAAUAAAUGUUCAGAGGAACCUAAUGGUCGAGAGGCAUAUAUGAAAGACAAUAACCCAUUUAUCCUGCCUGUUGCAUCAUUAUGCUAUAAAUUAGCUGAAAUUCGUGUUAAAGAAUAUAUACAUUAUCGUGAAACUCAAAUUUUUCAAUCAACAACUUUUGAUUCUUUUAAUUCAACAUCGUCAUCAUCAUCUCCACGACGAUAUUCAACUGACAAUAAUGAUUUCAAUGAAAUAACUACUGUUAUGGAUGCUUUACGUUUAUUGAGAAACUGUUUAAAUUUAAUAUCAGUUCAUGAAAAUUUUUCAAAUGUGUCAGAUUUAUCAUUUAAUCCAUCAACUACAUCACCUGGAAUACAAGAUUUAAAAUUUCGUGCAGUAUUAUUACUAUGUCGAUUGUAUCUAAUUACACCUACAAAUGUGAUUAUGACAUGUUUUAAAGAUAUACAAGGAUUGGUAUGUGCAAGUCGAGAGACUGUUAGUGUAAAUAUUGAACAAUUUGGAAAAUCUUUGAAUUCUUCAGAAUUAAAUACAUUUACUUUAUCUGAUGAAAAUGAACAAAUUACUGGCACUACUACUAAUAAUAAAAAUUCAACAUUAGUUCCAAUCAAUUCCAAUCGUAAUUAUUUAGGUUCAAUGAUUAUUGAUGCACUGAGGAAAUCGAAUACAUCGCAACUUUCUGAAUUAGCUAUAUCAAUUCUUGGCUCCUUCAAUCGUAAUCUCGCUUAUGGUCACCAUCGAUCUAAUCUAACUAAUACAAAUGAUCGGGAUAAAAUGCUCACACCAUAUUCCUCAUCAGUAAACAAUCAUCACCAUCAAAAUUGUUCUGCCGAGAGUUACGAUAAUGACGGUAUAAUGAAUAAAAAUAAUGAAAUGAAUGACUCACAAACGUAUUCUUUACCAUUUGCUGUAUUAAAAUCUUAUAUUGCUAAGUCAGAAGAAUUAUGGUUCAUGGUAUAUCAACAAAUGCAUCAUACUGAUACCAUAUUGAAUCCAAUUGUAAUUGAAUCAUUAAACAUGAUAUUUCAGUAUACUUUACCAGCUUUAAUGCUUCUUGAACAUUUAGUUCCAGAUAGGUAUACACAUUGUUUUACUCCUAAUGAAGAACAUGAAAAACAAAUACAACUAUCUAUGAAAAAACCAAUUUGCCCAUACUGUUAUUCUUCAUGUGAUCUAAUUAAAGACUCAUUAGAUCGUUGCUGUUUAAGUGAUACAUUAUUUAUUGUAAGUUGUCUAUUUUCUGCUGCAUUUAUUUCUUAUCCGGAAGCAAUUCAACGAACUAAUCUUAUCACCACUUCAAAUCACCAUUAUCAACAAGAUAAAAAUAAGGAUUCGGAAUUAUUAACUCCUUCAGUUGAUACGUUUAUCAUGCAAUCAGCUUGUGAACAAAGUAAAAUGCAAAUGAAAAUCUAUUUGAAUACUGUUUUAUCUGGUCCAGUUAAAUUAUCGAAAAAAUUAUCAUCUAGUAUUGAAAAAUUUUCUGACGAUGGUUCUUCUGAUAUUUUAACAAAAUAUACUAAUUGGUUCAAUGCUCUAAAUUUAGCCGCUUGCUGUUUACAACGUGUAUUUCUUCAGUCGACAAAUACUAUUAAUCGUCAACAGCGCCAACAUCAUUCACGUAGAUCGAACUCGUCAAUGAUGACGAUAAUGAAACAACGAGCUAAUAAAUUUGAAUCUUCUCAUGAUUUAAAAGCGUAUAUGAAUAAAUUAAAAAUUACCAAUGACUGGUGGUCAGUAUUAAUGAACAUGUUUGUAUGCUGUUUACGUAGUAUGUGGUUGGACUGUGUUAGUGAUAAUCAAGAUCAGAUCAUUCAUUUAAACUUCAAUAAAUUCUUAGAUCAAUAUCUAAAUAUUCUAUUAUGUAAUCCAUUUGAUUCUUCAUGUAGUACUAAUACUACAUCUACUGAUAUUGUUGAUGUAACAAAUAAUAAUAAUAAUAAUAUAGUAGUAUAA